AUGGAGAGAAAAACUAAAAGUUGCCUCGGAAAAGAGCCGCUGCCUGGGGUGCGCCAGGGCAUUUCCGGAGCCGGUUCUGGAAGUGACACAAGCGAAAACGCCGGUGGUGGGUUGCUGAGGAAGCGGGCACCCAUCUCUCAAAAAGCCACAGCUUCCAUAAGUCAGCGAGCGCAAUACGAAGAGAGCCGAAACAGCCAAACGGCAACGUCACCUGAGAGUUCGCGCCCAAAUACGCGGGUUGCUACUACCAGGAACGUACUCUAUACGCGUAUUAGAUGGUCAAAAGAAUUGAAUUGUGACGUUAUGCGUACCUUCUAUUACAUAAAUCAGUGCAGAGACGACGCGCUCCCAGGCUGGAGAUAUAAACUCCACAAAGAAUUUCAGAAACUACAUCCAGAAAUUAAUCUAUCGGAGCAAAAUAUUGUAGACAGGAAAAACGUUAUUGUUAAAAAAGGAUAUCUGAAUGACAGUGAACUAGCAAACCUCCGCCGUGAAGCUGGAAACCUUCUUACAGAACAAGAUGUCAGCAUCGAGAUAAUUGGUCAAGAAGUACACCAGGAAGUCAACGAGCGAAGUCAAGACACCAGAAAGUCAACGAGCGCAGUCAAUGACGGAAGUCAAGACACUACAAAUGAAGAGCAGAACAUUAUAGGGAAUGAAGAAGCGUAUAACAAUUUUAUUAGCUUUCUCAGAUUAUACGAAAAUUUAGGUAUAUCGGAGCGUCCAAGACUCCUGCGAAUCUCCAAUAAGUUUAAAGCAGAAGUUAUCAUUAACAAAUUAAACCCAGUAUUGAAAAAACAUCUUGAAGCCGUUGAGAAUAUCGAGGAAAUACAAGACGCAAUUUAUGCUGCAGCAAUAACUGUUUUGGAUUUUAAUGGACAAAAGGUAAUUUCUCCUGAAGCUUCCCAGACGAAACACUCUCCUCCUGGGAAGCCAUCUUGGGCAAUACGCCUACAACAACAGAUAGACAAUUUCCGCGCAGAAGCAGAUAUCAUAGCAGAAUAUCUCAAUAACAACACCUCCCCGAAAGUUAAGGCCAAAAUUGAGAAGAUUAGACACCACCUCAAAAUUAGUCGCAACUCCCAAAGUAUGCGUAGAAAAUUAACGGAACACAGGGAUACAUUGAGACAAAAAAAUAAUAACUCGGACACCCAUUUUCAAGAGUACUGGGAAUCCAUAUGGGCUAGUAAUGAAGAUGCUGAUUUAACUGCACCGUGGCUGACAAAUGUUGAAAGAGCAACGCAAAACUUAACAGAUAUGCCACAAACAACUUUUACUGAUAUGGAUGUUAGUCAGGCUCUAAAGAAAGCAAAAAAUUGGAAGGCCCCUGGAUACGAUCAAAUCCAUAACUUCUGGCUCAAGAAAUUCACAGCUUCUCAUGAAUCACUUGCACGUUGCUUUACAAAAGCGCUUAAUGAUCCCACUACGCUACCAAGACACAUUUCUGAGGGUAUUACCUACCUUAUACAUAAAAAAGGAGAUCAGAACAAUCCACAUAACUAUAGACCCAUUACAUGCCUCUCGGUCUUCUACAAGCUACUAACAGCUAUGAUAAAUGAUAAAAUAUACCAGCAUUGUGAAAGCAACAACAUUUUCGCCUUCGAACAGAAAGGGUGUAUAAGAAAAGCAAUGGGGUGCAAAGAACAACUGUUGAUCGAUUCUGUAAUUAUGAAAAAAGCGCAGGCUCAAAAGCGUAAUCUACAUACUUGCUACAUUGACUACUCCAAAACCUUUGACUCCAUACCACAUAACUGGCUCCUCAAAAUACUUGACAUCUACAAAAUUUCCGACAAUGUAAAAGCAAUGCUUACAUAUAUAAUGAAAUUAUGGAGAAUCACGCUCAAACUUAAUAACAAAAACAUUAGGAAAGGUGACAUCAGGUGUGGAAUAUAUCAAGGAGAUUCGCUCAGUCCUAUGUGGUUUUGUCUGGCAUUGAACCCUCUGUCCCAACUACUUAACAACACUAAUGCUUGUUUCAGGAUAAAGAUGAGAGACCGAACUGGAUAUAGUCACUUGCCCUACGUGGAUGACCUUAAACUAUACGCCGAGUCUAAACAACAGCUUGAGUCUCUACUAACAGUGACACAACAAUUUAGUGACGAUAUAAAGAUGAAUUUUGGUCUAGAUAAAUGUGCUACAAUAGAAAUAAAGAAAGGACACGUGGUGAAGACCGAGGAAAAUUUUAUGAAUAUACCUUGUCUCGAACCUGACGAUACCUACAAAUACCUUGGCAUACAACAAAAUCUUGGAAUCCCCCAUACAAAUCUUAAGAAAGAGGCCAUGGAAAAGUAUAAAAGCCGUCCCACUAAAUUGCUAAACACAAAAUUAAACUCCAAGAACCUGACAAGGGCCAUUAAUUGCUGGGCAAUUCCAACACUCUCAUACUCCUUCGGAAUUCUAAAAUGGUCUGACACCGAUCUAGACGAACUAGAUAAAACAACACGAAGAACGCUUACAAAAUUCCGCUGCUUACAUCCCAAUUCAUCCAUCCAACGACUGUACAUGCCACGCAGCGAGGGUGGACGUGGACUGCUCAACAUUAAAUCUCUUUGCAAAUCACAAGAACGUAAAAUGAGAGAAUACUUUUUACAACACACUCACCCAAAUAUCCAAACAGUAGUCGAACAUGACCAAGCAUAUACACCUCUCAAUCUAGCUUCCCCACAACUUGAGUUUCAAAUAGAAUCACAUUCAAGUCGAAUAAAUAAUUGGGAAGAGAAGAUAUUACAUGGAAAAUAUCCUUUACAACUAGCUGCUGCUCACAUUGAUAAGACAACAUCAAUCUCUUUCUUAAAGUAUGGUAAUCUACACCCUGAGACAGAAGGUUUCAUGCUGGCAAUCCAAGACAGGAUCAUGAGAACUAGAAAUUAUGAAAAGCACAUCCUGAAGACGGACACCAUUGAUGUAUGUCGAAAAUGUGCUAAACCGGGUGAAACCAUCGAACAUAUUACUGGUGCGUGCUCCGCCCUUGCAGACACCGAUUACCUCUGUCGACAUAACCAAGUGGCUAAGAUUAUACAUUCGCGCUUAGCAUUAAGGUGCAAACUAAUAAAAUCGUCGCUGCCAUAUUAUAAAUAUACACCUGAUGCAGUUUUGGAAUCCGACCAACAUCUAUUAUACUGGGACCGACCAAUCAUAACUGAUAAAACUGUGGAUUACAACCGUCCGGACAUCUUGCUUAUCAAUAAAUCUGAAAAAGUAGCAUGGAUUAUUGACAUCGGAAUCCCACUCACGCACAAUAUAUUCAAAACAGAACAAGAGAAAUGUAGAAAGUAUACUAACCUAGCUAUAGAGGUAAAACGCAUUUGGAACCUAAAUAAAGUCAGUAUUGUGCCCCUCAUAAUCUCCACCGAAGGAGUUUGUACCACCAAUCUUUCACCUAACUUGGCUAAAUUGGAACUACAAAAAGGCUUACGUUAUCCCAUGCAAAAGGCCGUAAUUUUACAAACCUGCCAUCUAGUUCGUAAGUUCCUAUCAAUAUAG
Molecule: messenger RNA, 3483 nt
Organism: Sitophilus oryzae (rice weevil)
Lineage: Eukaryota; Metazoa; Arthropoda; Insecta; Coleoptera; Curculionidae
Exons: 2
Coding region: 1-3483 (1160 amino acids)
Source: RefSeq, a predicted model, not a curated record